This is a messenger RNA of Closterium sp. Naga37s-1, 1578 nucleotides long. The record is from the annotation of a GenBank genome assembly. NCBI's taxonomy places the organism in Eukaryota, Viridiplantae, Streptophyta, Zygnematophyceae, Desmidiales, Closteriaceae.
AUGGUUGCCCCUGCUGUCACUUUCAUCCACCCACCUUGUCUCCCCCCUUUCCUCUUCCUUCCCCUCUCCGCGUUGUGUCCCCUCCGCUGUCCCCUACUCCAGCGCCGUCCCCGCAAGGCUGAGAUCGGCAUACCCAUUUAUGGAGAGAGAGAGGAGAAGGGGGGGCGGGGGGGGGGCUGUGCAUGGCGCGUGCAGAGGGCAGCAGGGCGCACGGGGCGCACAGGGCAGCAGGGCGCACAGGGCAGCAGGGCAGCAGGGCGCGCGGGGCGCACAGGGCUGCAGGGCGCGCGGGGCGCACAGGGCAGCAGGGCGCACAGGGCUGGAGGGCAGCAGGGCGCGCGGGGCGAACAGGGCAGCAGGGCGCACAGGGCUGCAGGGCAGCUGAGCGCACAGGGCUGCAGGGCAGCCGGGCGCGCGGGGCGCGCAGGGCUGCAGGGCGCGCAGGGCAGCAGGACAGCAGGGCGCGCGGGGCGCGCAGGGCUGCAGGGCGCGUGGGGCGCACAGGGCAGCAGGGCAGCAGGGCGCGCGUGGCGCGCAGGGCUGCAGGGCGCGCGGGGCACACAGGGCAGCAGGGCGCACAGGGCUGCAGGGCAGCAGGGCGCGCAGGGCUGCAGGGCGAGCAGGGCACGCAGGGCAGCAGGACAGCAGGGCGCGCUGGGCGCGCAGGGCUGCAGGGCGCGCGGGGCGCACAGGGCAGCAGGGCAGCAGGGCGCGCGGGGCGCAGCAGGGCUGCAGGGCGCGCAGGGCUGCAGGGCAGCAGGGUGCGCGGGGCGCACAGGGCUGCAGGGCGCGCGGGGCGCACAGGGCAGCAGGGCGCACAGGGCUGCAGGGCAGCAGGGCGCACAGGGCUGCAGGGCAGCAGGGCGCGCAGGGCUGCAGGGCGCGCGGGGCGCACAGGGCAGCAGGGCGCACAGGGCUGCAGGGCAGCAGGGCACACAGGGCUGCAGGGCAGCAGGGCGCGCGGGGCGCAGCACGGGCUGGCUGCAGGGCGCGCAUGGCAGCAGGACAGCAGGGCGCGCGGGGCGCGCAGGGCUGCAGGGCGCGCGGGGCGCACAGGGCAGCAGGGCAGCAUGGCGCGCGGGGCGCAGCAGGGCUGCAGGGCAGCAGGGCGCGCGGGGCGCAGCAGGGCUGCAGGGCGCACAGGGCUGCAGGGCCGCAGGGCGCGCGGGGCGAACAGGGAAGCAGGGCGCACAGGGCUGCAGGGCAGCAGGGCGCACAGGGCUGCAGAUCCCCUCCCCCCCACUGCUGCACCCGCAGCAGGGGGAUGGAGGAGAAGGGGGGGGCGGGGGGGGCUGGUGCUGCAGAUCCCCUCCCCCCCACUGCUGCUCCACUAUCCGACACCCCCCAGGGAUGAAGGAGAAGGUGGGGGACGGGGGGGGGGUUGGUGCUGCAGAUCCCCUCCCCCUCACUGCUGCACCCGCAGCAGGGGGAUGGAGGAGAAGGGGGGGGCAGGGGGGGCUGGUGCUGCAGAUCCCCUCCCCCCCACUGCUGCUCCACAAUCCUUCACCCCCCAGGGAUGGAGGAGAAAGGGGGGGCGGGGGGGGCUGGUGCUGCAGAUCCCCUCCUGCCUCCCCCUGA